CGCGCGUGUCUGAGCGCGUCUCUGCGUCCGUCCAUCCGGAGGCUCGUGGGCAGGGGAAGCACAGGCGGGCGGGGCCGGGCGGGCCCGGAGUGGGAAGGAGGAGGAGCGGGUCCCGAGCCGAGCCCGGGCGGCUAAAGCGGCUGCCGCCCCGCCCCCCUUUCCCCUAACCCUCCUCCCCCCCGCCCCCCACCUUCAAGCUUCGAGUCUCGGCGGGGGAGGCGAGGAGGCGCGAGGAGAGGGGAGAGGGGAGAGCGGAGAGCGGAGAGCGGAGAGGGGAGAGAGAGGAGAGAGAGGAGGAAGAGAAAGAGGAUCAGGCAGCCCAGGACCCAGACCCAGACCCAGUUCCAGCAGCGGCAGCAGCAGUAGCAGUAGCGCUAGCGCGUGGAAGGCUGGGCAGGGGCUGGGGACCCUAGUAUGCGCGGAUCCCGCCGUUCUGGUCCCCGACUCAAGUCCCGCGCCCGAGGAGAUUCGGGGUAGAGACCUGAGGCGGCAACGACGACGACGGUGGCGGUAGCGGCCGCAAUGAUUAUGUGGGCGGCCCUGGGCCUCCUGUGCCUGCCGCUGGCUCUGGGGCAGAGCAUACCUGAGCCAGGCCCUGCUACCCCAUCCUCAGCUGCUCAUGGUGACCUCCUCUUUUUGCUGGAUAGCUCAGCUAGUGUGUCCUACUACGAAUUCUCCCGGGUGAAGGAGUUUGUGGGGCAGCUGGUACAACCGCUGCCCUUGGGCCCAGGGUCUGUGCAGACCAGCAUGGUACACGUGGGCAGUGAGCCCACUGUUGAGUUCCCCUUUGACCGGCACCACUCAGGAGCUGCUGCACAGGAGGCCAUCCAGGCAGCCAAGCAGCUGAUGGGGGACACCAACACAGGCCUGGCCUUGGCUCUGGCCAAGAAGCAGCUGUUCACCACCGAGGCAGGUGCUCGGUCUGGCGUGCGCAAGGUACUAGUGUGGGUGACCGACGGCGACUCAAGCGACGAUGUGCAGGCUCCCAUGCAGGUGCUCAAGGACCUGGGGGUGACCGUCUUCAUCGUCAGCACGGGUCGGGGCAACUUCCUGGACCUUUCUGCUGCUGCCUCCCAGCCCCCCGAGAAACACUUGCGCUUCGUGGAUGUGGAUGACCUUCAGAUUAUCAUCCCCGAGCUGCGGGGCGCCAUUCUUGAGGCAAUGCGGCCCCAGCAGCUCCACGCCACUGAUGUCACGUCCCAGAGCUUCCGCCUGGUAUGGCCACCCCUGCUGUCCGGUGACUCUGGCUACUACCUGUUGGAGGUAGCCCCCAGCGCCAACCCAGGAGCCAAGCAGAGCCGCCAAUUGUUUGGGAAUGAGACCAGCUGGGUCUGGGAUGGUCUGGAGCCCGGCACCACCUACAAGGUGGUCUUGGUGCCCGAGUCCAACCUGCAGUACCUGGCCCCACAGACUAUCCAAGUCACUACCUUGGAAGAAGAGGUCAGCCCAGCCCAGAUCCUCAUUUCCCAUUGGAAGCCUCACAGCUUUCAUGUGAGCUGGGGCCCGUCACCCGUGGGUGUGCUCCGGUACCAGGUCCUGUACGGACCCCUGCCUGCGGGUGGUGCCCAACUCCUGGAGGUGCCCGCCACCGAGAACAGCACCACGCUGGACAAUCUGUCACCCAACACCACCUACCUGGUCACUGUGGCUGCCAUCUACCAGUCUGGCCGUGAGAAAGCUCUGUCUGCUAAGGCUUGUACGCAGGAAGUGGCCUCCAAGACUGGGCGCCUCUACUUUCAGAGCCUGGGUCCUAGCACUGUGAAUGCCUCCUGGGACUCAGCGGAAGGCGACGUCCGGGGCUACCGGGUCCGGUGCCGGCGGCAGCUGGGGCCCCCGUCCCUCCUCAGCGUCUCCCCUCAGACCCACAGCGUCAUCCUCACAGGCCUGGCUGCGGGCACCACCAACCACGUGUGUGUGACUCCCAUCUACCCAAGCCACCCUGGGCCCCGGCGCUGCCAGACCGUCCGCAUGCACCCUGUCACGCCAGCCCCUGAGUAUCGGCCCACUUAGCCACACCCCAAGAUGCCCUUAAGUCCCAGAUACCAGAGGAGAGCCGAGCCUUUCCCUGGGAAACAGACCAGAGGGGAAAGCACUGGACCCAAGAGAUUGGCGAGAGAAGAUGAGAUCUCCGUGGCGAAUUGGACCCCGGGAGCCCCACUGGUCCUUUCCUGACCUUUCCUGGGUGCCUCAAUCAAGUGGGCCAGUGGUCAGCUUGGGUGAUCCUCGAGGACUUGGCUCCAAAGCCUGAGGUGCUGGGGGCUCACUCCCUUCUCUCUUGUACUAACAUACACGUCGUGGAUGGCUACCCAAAGCGAAGAGAUGAGGCGGCGAGGAGCUGUUGGCCUGGGCCCUUGGCUUUGUUUUCCUGACCCUGGUUUCCCUGGAAGAGAAGUGGGGGUGGGAAUUGCGACAAGCCUCCCUUGGGGAAGCUGAGCGGGGCUGGCCACAGGUCUAGAAUGUAGGCAGAGAGGGACAGUGGGGUGACCCCUGCCCCUUCCAGCGUGCCCACUCCUAAUCUUAACGGUCAUCCCCUGCCACGAGAUUUCCCCCCACCUCCACCUCCGAGUUAGGACUAUCCAUUCCUCUCCUUGCCAUGUGGCAGAGCCUUUCCCCAAAUGCAGAGUUCCUCUCCAUCUCUAGCACGGGAUCUCCAGGGCACUGAAGCCCAAGUGAGAAUUAUAUCAGACCUCUCUCCAAGAAGAGUGGGCAAGGAGAGGGCACAAGGAUGGGUCCUGCCACAAACCAUGUUUGACGUGGAACAUCUCCCUCUUUUUUUAACCCUGGCCUUCUGUCUUUGUAUCAGUUCUAAGAGAGAAGAGUUUCAAGGGCUAGGCAAUGGGGGUUCAGUGACUGGCCCAGGGUCACCUAGCUAGGAAUUAUCUGAGGUAAGAUUUGAAUGCAGGACUUCCAGACUCCAGGCCAGGCUCUCUAUCCACUGUACUACCUAGCUGCCCUUUUAAAUUUAAAUUUAAAAAAUAAUUCUUCCCUGGGUUGCUGUGGCUAGGUGACAGAGACAGGGUCUGUCAGCAUAUCUGUCCCAGGCUCACCUCUGUGCCAAGCAAGAUGGGGAAAUCUGAUGUUCAGCAUCCAUCACACAGCAGACCCUGGGGAUGCAAAAUGAAGAGAGAAUAAGCCCCUGCCCUCCAGGUUCUUGCAUUCUAUUGGAGCCAUCGAAAGGGUCUACUGGAGGGAUUGGAUUGGGGUUCAAAGCAAAAAUGGGCAGAAGCCACUUUGUCCAAGUGCCCCAGGUGGGGGCAGCUGCGGAGAGGGCUGGAUGUUCAGUAUUCUGCCCUGCCCCUCCGUAUGAGGCGGCCUGGUUUCUCAUGGACUCUCUGACCUUGUUCCAGCUUAGUUUCCCCUUUGUAGUCCAGUAGGAGGGCGGGGUGGCCCAGGGGUGCUUAGAACUCCCCAGCUCAUGCUAAGGAGGGCUCCAAAAGGAGACCUUGUGUUCAAAUCCCAGUCAGUGGGUGUCCUGUUCAUCUACUGAUUCUGGCCCAGGCUGAACUGAACUAACUGAAGGCUUUAUCAUUCCUUGUUUCCCCAUUAAUGUACCAGACUUCCAAAUGACAAUAAAUUAAGCCUAUACACAGAA
Messenger RNA from Monodelphis domestica (gray short-tailed opossum), 3592 nucleotides. It is a transcript of the gene VWA1, whose product is annotated as von Willebrand factor A domain containing 1. Gene Ontology annotation, molecular function: protein binding. Lineage: Eukaryota; Metazoa; Chordata; Mammalia; Didelphimorphia; Didelphidae. The record is from RefSeq and is a predicted model, not a curated record.